AUGUCCUCUGCAGUUAAUUUACUUAUCAGCAACUAUAUUGACGAAACUUUCCAGACAAGAUCCAAGGAAUUGAAGAAAAAAGAAAAUAAGCGAAUUUCUGAAUCAGGCAAAAAAGACUUACGUGGAAGAGUGGAGAAGCCUAGAAGAUCUUCAGAAACCAAAGGAAGGGAAUAUUUGCCAUCUCAUGAAAAUUUGAACCAGUUGGAAAAUCUUUGAAUAUGAGGACCAGCUAGCGCAGGAAAAAGCUGCUGGGUUAAAGAAAGGCAUGGGCACGUUUAUUCAAAAAUGGUCAAUACCAUAAAUAUAUGUUUUCUUUGAAAAGUUCAAAUAAAAAAAUAA
Blepharisma stoltei is the source of this 339-nucleotide messenger RNA. The record is from the annotation of a GenBank genome assembly. NCBI's taxonomy places the organism in Eukaryota, Ciliophora, Heterotrichea, Heterotrichida, Blepharismidae.